CUUUUGUUGGAGUCUGUUAGUGUUUUGCUCAUGAAGUGGGGGAUUAUGGCUUUGGUUUUUGAGUUUCGUUUCCUCUUGAUUUCUCACCUUUUUCUUCUUUCAGCUAAGCAUGGAUAUGCGAGCCAUGGCAAAUGUCCUCUAUCGUUUGAUUGCGGAAAACUUAGGAGAAUCCAGUUCCCUCUCACCACGGCAGAAUUUCCGGACUGUGGCUUAUUGCUGGUACAUGACUGUGAUGAUCCAAAUCCAUAUUCAAAUAAAACGAUUCAACUAGAGAAGAAUGGAAGACCAUUCCUGAUUCUUAACGGUGUCUUUCCGCAGCAAAAUGUGAUUACGGUUUUUGACCAAGAUCUACACCAUCGUUUGCAAUCCCAGGGUUCUUGUGAAGCCUUCAACAACAAUAUCUCAAUUCUUGCAAGCUCCCCUUUGAUUUCUUUGGACAUUAAAUUCAACAUAACCCUGUUUAAAUGCAACCCCGAUCUCAAUAUCAGCGCCCCCAGUGGUUUCAUUAAACAUACCUGUGCAGGCUUUCAUAUCUAUCAUUACAACCAACUCUAUGAUCUUCGACCUGACCAAGAAAGCCAUUUCUCAGCAUGUUCAACUCUUGUGCUUCCUAGAAAAGACCUGCCUGAUAGCAAAGACCUUCAAUCAUUCUUAUCUGCUCAAAUGAAUCUGGAUACACGAUUAUCUGAUGAUUGUGACAAGUGUUACAACCACGAAGGAGGCCGGUGUAAACUUGACAGUAACAAUAAGUUUUCUUGCGACAAAGCUCCGCCUGAUCCGAGUAAGUUUUGGAAGCUGGCACUGGGACUUGCGCUAGGUCUAUUUCUUGGGCUUUUAGGCAUUUUGAUAAUUUGGCUGCGGCUUCGACAGUAUUACAAACAAAAGCAUCCAUCUUCAAACGUGCAAUUGCAAUCAAUAAGAAACAAUACAAUUGAUCCAUACUCUAAUGCAGACUCAGAAAGUGGUAGAAUCUACUUGGGUGUACCCCUCUUCUCUUAUGAGGAGCUUAAGAAAGCAACAAAUAACUUUGAUCGUUCAAGAGAAUUGGGAAUUGGAGGCUUUGGCUCUGUUUACUACGGAAAACUUCAAGAUGGACGUGAAGUUGCAGUUAAGCGCCUGUAUGACCACAACUAUCGACGAGUUGAACAGUUCAUGAAUGAAAUUGAGAUGCUAACACGCUUGCACCAUCCAAACCUUGUGUCCCUAUAUGGCUGCACUUCAUGCCAUAGUCGUGAACUCCUCCUAGUGUAUGAGUACAUUCCAAACAAAACAGUUUCCUAUCAUCUCCAUGGUGAACCAGAAAACUGUGGUUUACUACCAUGGCCUGUAAGAAUCAAAAUUGCUAGAGAAACUGCAACUGCAUUGGCUUUUCUCCAUGCUUCCGAUACCAUUCAUCGGGAUGUCAAAACUAACAAUAUCCUCCUUGACAAUAAAUUCUCCGUUAAGGUUGCAGAUUUUGGGCUUUCAAGAUUGUUUCCAGAUGAUGUCACCCAUGUUUCCACAACUCCACAAGGGACACCUGGUUAUGUUGACCCAGACUAUCACUUAUGCUACUAA
Messenger RNA from Prosopis cineraria, 1557 nucleotides. RefSeq names its product LEAF RUST 10 DISEASE-RESISTANCE LOCUS RECEPTOR-LIKE PROTEIN KINASE-like 1.1. Gene Ontology annotation, biological process: protein phosphorylation. Bases 31 to 1557 code for a protein of 508 amino acids. The transcript is spliced from 4 exons. Gene Ontology annotation, molecular function: ATP binding; protein kinase activity. NCBI's taxonomy places the organism in Eukaryota, Viridiplantae, Streptophyta, Magnoliopsida, Fabales, Fabaceae. The record is from RefSeq and is a predicted model, not a curated record.